UUUUUUUUCCGAUUGAAUACAAAUUUUGAUAUAAAAGCUGAUCAGACCGUUAGACAUCAAAGCAGUUCGGUAUCGACUGAGUUUACCAUUGGAAGUUUAGAUUUUUCCGACUAUAGUCCAAGACAGGAUAGUUCUUUCAAAAUGUUCUCAAAAUUGGCCUUUGUUUGCUUAGUUGCAUUUGCAGCAGCUGCUCCCCAACAUCCACCAGCCGCACAAUUCCCAGCUGGAGUGAACCCAGCCCUAUGCCCAGGAUUCCCAGUUUGCGACAAUGCCCUCUUGCACAACCCGCAACCACACCAAUCCGGACACUGGGGAGCACCAGCUCCAGCCUGGAAUAACCCAGCUCCAUCCUGGAAUAACCCAGCUCCAUCAUGGAACAAUCCAGCCCCAGCAUGGAACAACCCAGCUCCAGCCGGACAUUGGGGAGCUCCAGCUGCUCCAGCCUGGGGAGCACCAGCCUUAACUGGACCAGCAGGCAAUGCUCUUCCACCAGCAGACAAAUUCCCAGCCGGAGUCAACCCACACUCAUGCCCCAACUAUCCAUUCUGCGAUACCGCUGCUGCGGGACACGCCCCACAAGUCGCUCCACUGCCAGGAUGGACUGAAAGACAAUACCCAGCUGGUGUUUCGCCACACACUUGCCCCAACUUCCCAUACUGCUCUUAAAUGUCCUGUCCUUUCUCAUCCUUAGUUUCUGUCUUUGUGAUGAUUUUCUCUUCUCCGUUUCGUCUAUUUUCGUUGCACUCGCCCUUGCCCGCCCUGCCUACUAUUUUCUACGAAGUUGGUCCUUGCCAUCAUCCACUGAGUUUUUACAUAUUUCAACAGUAAGGGUGGUUCCUCAUUCUUUAUUUAAUUUAUAAAUUAUGAACAUUGUUUUGCGUCCUCCUUGAUGAAAAUAAAAGAAAAGCAUUCGAAGCGAA
Hermetia illucens (black soldier fly) is the source of this 920-nucleotide messenger RNA. RefSeq names its product cdc42 effector protein 1-like. The transcript is spliced from 2 exons. The record is from RefSeq and is a predicted model, not a curated record. Lineage: Eukaryota; Metazoa; Arthropoda; Insecta; Diptera; Stratiomyidae. The coding region runs from base 142 to 666 and encodes 174 amino acids. Gene Ontology annotation, molecular function: structural constituent of cuticle.